AUGGCGGACAUUGGUAGUGAUUUGGUAAAGCUCCACGACGGAAGGCUGGGAGACGUCGCGAGGGGAAUCGGCGGCACUUUGGUGUCACCGCCGUUGGACGUGAGCGACGUCAAGCAGUAUUUCGGAGAGGAGAAGGGCUUUCCGGGUAUCGACGACCUCCUUGAGAUAGUCGGCGAAGGAGCCCCGGCCCCCACUCUAGACUCGCAGAAAAACCUUGAGAAAGCCUAUGCGAUGAUGUCAAGCGAUACAGGGAAAAAAGUGAGGAUCAUGAACGACUUCUCUUUCACCCAAGCACUACCAAGGGGUCAAAAGGUGGGCUCAACAAAGAUACCAUUAUGUACGGAGUUCCACGUUGCCUGUGUGGCGAAGCCCCACCAGCUCGAGGAGCUCGCUAGCCUACGAGUAAGAUGGCCAGACAAGAGAAUCCUCGCAGCCACGGCUGAUGUCACCUCUGCGUUCAGAAAUGUGAGGAUAUCACCAGAUCAUGCACACAACUUUUGCUACGUGAUAGGAGACGUGCUAGUAGCGGAUCUACGGCUGACCUUUGGCUGGGCAGCGUCACCAGGAUUGUGGGGUGUGUUAGCCUCCGCUGCAGAGCACUCGCACCGCAACACGUCCCUCGCGAACGCUCGACUACUACCAGAAGGAAUCGCAAUGAUGUCCCACGUGAAAAUAAAACCUCCUUGGGAAAAAGGCACCCCAACCCCAAUACCAUCGUCGGCAGGCGUAAGACCGCAUAGAGGCGGGGGACCCGCGGACGAUUUCUUGGCCAGGGUCUACGUUGACGAUUUCUUGCUCACGAAGGUCCAGCAUGACCCCACUGACCAAUCGGCACUCAUUGCGUCCGCCUUACUAGCGUCAGACCAUGUCAGACUGUUUGGCAAGGGAGAACUCGGAAAACCCCCCAUUCUCUCCCCGAAAAAGAGCACUGACUGGGACACGGUCAUAGAGGCCCUGGGGUACAUCAUAGACACGCAUGCUGGCAGAAUUGCAACUACACCGGAAAGGGUAAGCGCGAUUCGGAACAUACUAGAGACAGAUUGGCCCCACGAUAGGAAGAAGGCCAGAGUUCAACAAGUCCUCAGCAUUGCAGGAAAACUGUGGAACCUCACUCACGUUAUCAGGGCCGGUAGGUACUUCGUGUGGCAACUACUCCGCCUAUCGGGUCUGCAUACGCAGGCCAGUCGACACACACGGUCACGACGACUAGUGGACUUGGGUAGAGAGUUCCACGGCGAUAUCGCCUUCUGGAAGUGGGCCCUCAAUCAGCCACUGGCACUUCGAGGGGAGUCCCUCAGCGCAUCGUUCCUACUACACGUAAAACGAGCACCAUCACGCCUUCACCUCUCAGACGCUAGCUUCACAGCGAUUGGCGGCUACUGUCCCGAACUAAAGAUUUUCUGGAGAUACACGAUCGACUCAUCUUUGUCUGCGGAGCUCAAGCCCAAGGCGCAAGAGAAGGAGACGUCGGACAUUGACGAUCAAUCUGUUAGAACUCGCCGGCAUGUUCAUGACGGCGUGGGUAGUCCAAAUGAUCUUGAAAGACUGACCUGUAGAAGAAGGGCAGUCGGUGUUGAUGCGUGGAGACAACGUGUCGGCCGUCAGUUGGACUAA
Molecule: messenger RNA, 1614 nt
Organism: Ectocarpus sp. CCAP 1310/34
Lineage: Eukaryota; Phaeophyceae; Ectocarpales; Ectocarpaceae
Source: the annotation of a GenBank genome assembly